UCCAACUGUGUGUUGCUAAAUGACACCAUCAUGAGAUGCUCAUGGCUGUUGGUUUUGGGUCUUCUCCAAAAUUUUGCACAUUCCUUGGAAAUUCUGGGUUCAGGUGAAGAACCAACUUCUGUGAUUGCUCAAAACGUCACCGGAGUUCUAGGGGAUUAUGUGUACCUGAGCUGUGAGUUUCCAGGCAAAGAGGACAUCCUGAAAGCUGAGUGGAAACGCAAGAUUUCUCUGAAUAAAUUCAAACGACUGGCCGGCUUCGCAAAUAACAAAUCAUUUAGCCAUUUUGAUGACUUCUCAAAACCCCCCUCAUCCACUAACCUCACAGUUAGGAUGAGGGUGUCCAAUGUGGAGGCGGAGGGAGAGUACCUCUGUGAGUUUGAGGAUAAGGAAGAAAAUUCAUUUGGCAGCGUGUUUGUCACUGUUUAUGUUAAACCAGAUAUACAGAUAAUGGUGAAUUCAGAGACCAUAAAUGACAUUCAUUACCAGAUGGUGUCAUGCUCAGCCAUUGGAGGGAAACCAACGCCUCACAUCAGCUGGCUGGUCGGUGGGCAACCUCCUUCCGGUUUCCCCUUCACUGUGAAUGAGAGUAAAACUCUCCACUCAAACAGCACCUCCACGCUGCACAGCAUCCUCAGCUUCCCCACCCAUCUCCAGGAGGAGGACAGUGUGACCUGUGUUGUCAAACAUGAGACCCUUCCAAGCCCAAAAAGCACCACAACAAGGGUGGAAACCUACGUGAGGCCCAAUGUGACGAUUAAAGCAGAGAUGGUAGAACACGGAGGAAAUGAUUUCUGGGUGGUCUCUUGCAUUUCAUCCGGAGGGAGACCUGAGGCUGACAUUUCCUUGGCUUUGAACGGGAAUGAAGAGGUGCAAAGAGAUAAAACUGCAAAUUCAGACAUGAAAAGUCUCUCCGUCCGGCUGGCUGUGGCAGAACACGAGGGCCACAGCAUCACCUGUGUGUUUAGACACCCAAAGUUCUCACACCCUGAGUCUCGAAACAUUACCCUGCCCACUUUUUAUUUGUCUGGAGUUCAUUUGUCCUUUGAAGGGGGAAACAGCAGCAACGGCUUAAAUUCCACAGAAUUUCUAGAGUUGCAGGAAGGAGACAGAGACGUAGUCUUCACCCUGAAGGUCACAGGGAAUGUGCCACGCUACAAUGUUAACUGCAAAAAAGAUGACGGGCCCUUGCCUGAAGACGUGGAGCUGAUUGGUAGAGAUCUAAUAAUUCAAGGUCCGGUAACGCUUCAGCAUUCUGGUCUGUAUGAGUGUGACUGCUCCUACCACCAUCUGAAAGCAACAAUGCAGGUCAACAUUACAGUUCAAGCUCAACCUCCACAGAUGGUUUCUCCCACAAUCAGGGUCGAUUCUCACAGCGAAGGUGAAUUCACAAUGAUUGAGUGCUCGGCGACUGGCGCUGUUCCUGCAGCCAGCGUUUCCUGGAGUCUACCUGAAGGUGUUUCCGAAGACUUUUGGUCCAAUUCCACUUUCAAUAAUGGAAGCCACACUGUUUUACUCCUCCCUGCAUGCUUGCCUCUGGAGCUCACAGCAGUGUGUGUGAUAAAUCACCCUACAUUUAAGGAAACAGAGAACAGAAGUAUAAUACUCUCACAUUGCGCUCGACCAAACAUAACCAUCACCCUUAGCUCUGAGUGGAAAGACAGUCACAAAUACUCAACGGUGACCUGCUUGGCGGUCAGUGUCGCCUCUGCUGCAGCUAUAAGCUGGCGUGCUGGAAACAAAGAUGACAUCAGUUAUUCGAUGAACACUGAUUUCCACACUGAGGGUCUGGUAUCAACCCACAGCUCUGUGCAUUUUAAGUCUUCUCUCUUUGCCGGUCAGAAUCUCACUUGCAUUGUGAAACACCCCAGUUUGGUGAAUCCAGAAAAGAGAACCAUACACAUUCCAGUGAACAAACCCCCUCAUAUCAGUGUUUCUGUGGUGCGACAGAAACACUCCCCUCUCUGGCUUGCAGUGUGUGACUGUAAAGGGGAGGGUGUUGGGACAAACCUUGCAUGGGACCUUCCUGAAAAUGUCAGAAAUGAAACAACCUUGCACACAGAAUACAAAGGACACAUAAUGAACGCCAAGCUGACUUAUCAGUUUCCUCUGUUCCUCCAUGAGGGACAGGGCCUGACUUGUGUGUAUAAAUCUGAUAAUGGGAUCACAGAAAGGAAAACUAUUCACAUACCAACAUACUAUAUCUCCUCUGUAAAGGUCCUAAACAACACAAGUGCUCUAAAGAACCACCAUGCUGAUCAAGCUGCUGUAUACAGAGUUUCUGUCAAUGAGAAUCAACCCAACCAGAAAGUAUUGCUCAGAGUGGAAGGAAACAUGCCAGAUUACAGCCUUGAAUGUCGAAGGAGUGAUGGCUCAACUGUUCCAAUGGAUGGGGACACCAUGAUCCUUCAUUCGGACCCUUCAGGCCAGACUAAAGGCCUCUACUGCUGUUUGGCUUCUUUUUAUCACCACAAUGCUACUGUCGACAUUCAAGUGGAAGUCUUGAGAGAGGGCGAACAGUUUAUGCUGGUAAUCCUGAUCUGCAUCUCUUCCGCCUCGGCCGUCCUUAUCGUCUUCAUCGUCAUCCUCUAUGUGUGCUGUAAACAAAAGAAGAAGACUCCACAUAAGGAACGGGAGUCUAUCUCAGCCUUGACGAGUCUCAUGCAGGAGCCUGGCUCUCCUGAGGUCAGGAAGCCUGGAGCAGACAUGUCCAACUGUAAGGAGCACGCUCAGCUUACCAGCUUCUCCAUCGUCUUUGAAUCCAAGAGUACAGUGUGAAGAGAUAAAAGGUGUCCCUCAGAGGACCUUACAAAUAAUCAGCUUGACCCAGCAUUUAUCUUAAUGCAGCACCGUUUUAUUGUGUGUUUAUGUAGCAUUUGAAAUGAAACCGACCAUGCACUGAACUUUGUAGCUGACUGGCAUUAAUGAUUUAAAAAGCAGUGAGUUUUCGCACUUUUCAGCCUUACUUGAACUUUGCAUUUUGUUCGUAAUAUUUUUUAUACAUGACAAUCAAUAAAACCAAUUGAUGACAAUUAUUCCACGAGUUUCUAUUUUCUGAUAUUCAUGCACUUUUACACAUUAUUCCAUUGAUGCAAAAUAUGGUGCAGUGACACACUAUAAUGGUUUCUCUAAGGCCGGUAAGAUGCAAGCUAAUCCAAGGCUUGCAUCUUGACGGCCUAGUGGUUAGGGCAUAGAGCUUGGAAUCC
Molecule: messenger RNA, 3203 nt
Organism: Cyprinodon variegatus (sheepshead minnow)
Lineage: Eukaryota; Metazoa; Chordata; Actinopteri; Cyprinodontiformes; Cyprinodontidae
Exons: 14
Coding region: 31-2775 (914 amino acids)
Biological process (GO): heterophilic cell-cell adhesion; homophilic cell-cell adhesion
Cellular component (GO): adherens junction
Source: RefSeq, a predicted model, not a curated record